This is a messenger RNA of Peronospora matthiolae, 519 nucleotides long. Lineage: Eukaryota; Oomycota; Peronosporomycetes; Peronosporales; Peronosporaceae. The record is from the annotation of a GenBank genome assembly.
AUGUACGAAGGGAUUGACAAUCUGAAAUAUCUUUACGACCGUGACGGGAAGACUUUCUCCGGCGGUCCUUCUGCGGCACAGGAUGUGCCGCGUCGUACUGCUCAACCAGACCCAGUACGUCGAUCAUCAGUUGGGAGCGGGGCUCCCAAGAAUCCCAGGACGGGGGAUAGCCGCGCCACCGGACGAGAAAACUCGUCCGACGUCCGUUCACGUCGCCGUGGUUCAACAUUUGCUCAACUAGAUAGCGCUGUCCACCGCAAGAGUCCUCUAGUGGAGGUGGAGGAGGAGGAGGAAAGAAGCUCUACACACGAUCAUGGGGAUCGGUGUGUUCCCGAGAGCUUCUUUGAUCGCGUAACGCAAGGGUUACGCGAGGAUCUCGAACAUGAGCGGAAUAGACGUCUCCAAAUGGCGGAAACUGCCUCGAAGCAUCGAGCUGAGUUUGCCUUUGCUCAGCUUGAGAACGAGAGAUCUCUGACAUCUCUUCGUGACGAGCCAAGGGGUAGCUCGUGGGAUUGUUGA